Molecule: messenger RNA, 465 nt
Organism: Dendronephthya gigantea
Lineage: Eukaryota; Metazoa; Cnidaria; Anthozoa; Malacalcyonacea; Nephtheidae
Product: histidine-rich glycoprotein-like
Exons: 3
Coding region: 1-465 (154 amino acids)
Source: RefSeq, a predicted model, not a curated record
AUGCCGUGGAUGGGGAAGUCGUCUGAUGAUUCAUCCAACACUGGUUUUUCUGUACUGCUGCUACUACUAGCUUCAGUUGAAGUCAUUAACCACGUCACUGUACUCACCGAUGCAGCACUUUGUUUGGUGUGUUCAGUAAAUUCAUUGUCAGCCUGGCUACGCCAGUGCCGGGUGUGCACACGGUGUCAUGGUCAUUGUCAUGGUCAUUGUCAUGGUCAUGAUCAUUGUCAUGAUCAUUGUCAUGGUCAUUGUCAUGGUCAUGGUCAUUGUCAUGGUCAUUGUCAUGGUCAUUGUCAUGGUCAUGGUCAUGGUCAUGGUCAUUGUCAUGGUCAUUGUCAUGGUCAUGGUCAUUGUCAUGGUCAUUGUCAUGGUCAUUGUCAUGGUCAUGGUCAUUGUCAUGGUCAUUGUCAUGGUCAUUGUCAUGGUCAUUGUCAUGGUCAUUGUCAUGGGGUCACAAUAAAAUAA